Alternaria infectoria is the source of this 2628-nucleotide messenger RNA. RefSeq lists its product as uncharacterized. The transcript has a single exon. The record is from RefSeq and is a predicted model, not a curated record. Bases 1 to 2628 code for a protein of 875 amino acids. Gene Ontology annotation, molecular function: DNA ligase (ATP) activity; ATP binding; DNA binding. Gene Ontology annotation, cellular component: DNA ligase III-XRCC1 complex. Lineage: Eukaryota; Fungi; Ascomycota; Dothideomycetes; Pleosporales; Pleosporaceae. Gene Ontology annotation, biological process: lagging strand elongation; mitochondrial DNA repair; double-strand break repair via alternative nonhomologous end joining.
AUGAACAGCCCUUCCAAACGACGGAAGAAGAACGAUGGCUCCGGAAAGCCGGUACGAAGUUUAGACUACUUUUUUGCGAAGCAGACGGCUAAAGCAACAGCCAAAGAUGCGCCGACGAACGCAGGCCCGAGCGAGCCGCCUGUGGACGAAGACAACACAGGACUGACCGACGAGGAGCUCGCGCGCAAACUUCAGGAGCAAUGGGACAAGGAAGAUCAACAGCAGGCGCAAAACCAGGAGCCGGUGAGCUCAAAUGAGCUGUACGAAGAGCCCCAGAAGGCCAACACGAAGGAUGCAGAUGGGCAGGUUGGAGUGUCAACAUUGCCAACGCGCGAACCGGCUCUAGAAAACACGUCGCCUGCCGAAGCUACCCAGAAGAAGAACACGCUGUCUCUUCAGUCGACCGCAUCCGAAGAAGACGUGAUCACAGCGAACAUACCCUUCGACCAGAGCCCUCUCGAAUUCGACCCUUCGGAAUACAUACCAGAGUUACAAAAGCAUUGGGUGGUCGACGGAGGGCACGCGACAUACGCGCUGUUGACAAGAUGUUUCAUCUUGGUCAACAGUACGACGAGUCGCAUCAAGAUUGUCGACACUCUGGUCAACCUUAUUCGGACGAUCAUCGAAAGCGAUCCUAGCAGCUUACUUCCAGCGGUCUGGCUCGCGACAAACGCAAUAUCGCCCCCGUACAUUGAUCUGGAACUUGGGUUGGGAGGUUCCGCGAUCUCGAAAGCGCUUAAGAAAGUUUGCGGACUGGAUAAUGCAGGCUUGAAAGUGUUGAACGCCAAAUAUGGCGACGCUGGAGAUGUAGCGUUCGAGGCAAAGAAGAAGCAGAGCUUUACCCUGCGUAAACCGAAGCCUCUGACGAUCAGGAGCGUCUUCGACUCGCUAGUCAAGAUUGCGAACAGCAAAGGCCAUGGCAGCGUAGAGAAUAAGCAGAGGAUUGUCGAGAGACUAGUACAAGACGCGCGUGGUGCUGAGGAGAGCCGAUACAUCGUGCGCACUCUUGUGCAACAUCUGCGGAUUGGAGCUGUCAAAACCACAAUGCUCAUCGCGCUGUCACGGGCCUUCAUGCUGUCGAAACAGUCAGGUGCCGAAUUCGAGAUCCGUGAUCGGAAAGACCUGGCGAAACUGAAGAAGGAGGAGCUCGCGGAGAUCUACAGCAGGAAUGAGGAGAUCGUGAAGGCAUGUUUCGCUCGACGACCAAACUACAACGACCUUAUACCCGUACUUCUCGAGAUCGGUGUCUGCGACGAACUACUCGUGCGCUGUGGACUGUCGCUUCACAUCCCGCUCAGGCCCAUGUUGGGAAGCAUUACGCGCGACAUGGGCGAGAUGCUCACGAAGUUACAAGGACGAGACUUCGCCUGCGAGUACAAAUAUGACGGACAAAGAGCACAGGUACAUUGCGACGAGAAAGGAAAAGUCACGAUCUUCUCGCGUCAUCUGGAAGUGAUGACUGACAAGUAUCCGGAUCUGGUAGCACUGGUGCCCAAGAUACGUGGCGAGGGUGUCUCAAGCUUCAUCCUCGAAGGCGAGGUGGUUGCUGUUGAUCGCGAGAGUGGAGAUCUCAAGACCUUCCAGACACUCGCAAAUCGUGCGAGGAAAGAUGUCGUUAUCGGCGCGGUGACGAUCGACGUUUGCCUGUUUGCAUUCGAUCUAAUGUACCUGAACGGCGAGGAACUGCUCAACCGGCCUUUCAGAGAACGGAGAUCGCUACUCAAAAGCUUGUUUGUGGAAAUACCACACCAUUUCACCUGGGUCAAGAGUCUAGAUGCCACGUCCGCCGACGUAGAAGCAGUCCAAGCCUUCUUCCAAAGCGCCCUGGACAUCAAAUGCGAAGGUAUCAUGGUCAAGAUCCUCGACAACCUACCCAACCCCGACCUCCUCGCGGAAACCGAUGAAGCCAUCGAAAAGACGCCUUCCCUCCCACCAACACCUAAGAAGAAAAAGCACGCGAAGUCUAAAACAAAGGCAAAGUCCAAUGAGACCGAGAAAGAUGAACCGAAGACGUCCGGCCGCCGCAAAGCCCUCCUCUCGACCUACGAACCGGACAAACGCCUAGACAGCUGGCUCAAAGUAAAGAAAGAUUACAGCACCACCUCCGAAACCCUCGACCUGAUCCCCAUCGCCGCAUUCCAUGGCUCUGGUCGCAAAGCAGCAUGGUGGUCACCUAUUCUUCUCGCCAUCCGCAACGCAGAAACCGGCCAACUGGAAGCCGUCACAAAAUGCAUGUCCGGCUUCACGGACGCGUUCUACAAAGCGAACCGUGCAAAGUACGAUCCAGACGACCCGGAUUCCACAACCGUGCUAGCUGGGAAACCGCAUUACGUGGAGUACAAUGGUGGGGCGGGAACGCCCGCUGUUUGGUUUGAGCCGCAAGAGGUGUGGGAGGUGGCUUUUGCAGAUUUGACGCUGAGCCCGACGUAUACGGCUGCGAUUGGGUUGGUCAAUGAGGACAGGGGGUUGAGUACUAGGUUUCCUAGGUUCCUGAAAGUAAGAGAAGACAAGAGCAUCGACGAAGCUACUGAGGCAGAGGAGCUGGCCAGUUUGUAUCGGAAACAAGAGGCCAAGGCACCUAAGAAAGAUGAGACUGUCAGAGAGGUUGAGGAUGAAGACGUGGAGUAA